CGUAACUGUAUGUAACAACGGUUUCAAAUCUCUUUGACAAAACAUUUAAAUUAAUAACUAAAAUAAAACUCCAAACAUCUUUAAUUGUGUUAAUUUUUUAAACCUGAUGUUUAUAACCUUCUUAGUUUUUACAACAGUCUGUACAUAUACACAACUUUAUAAUAACAUGCACACAUUUACCUUUUUCUUGACUAAACACAGGUAAAAAAAAUGAGGUUAUCAUGAGGUUGUUAACAUCGCAAUUUAUCAGUGGAUGUUUGCAAGAACUGUUUGUAAACAGCUUGUUUCCUGACGGACACACACAGCGUUGAGUCCAUGGAUGGGGCGGUUUGGAAUUAGGCCUUCUUCUUCUUCUUCUUCUUCUUCUUCUUCUUCUUCUUCUUCUUCUUCUUCUUCUUCUUCUUCUUCUUCUUCUUCUUCUUCUUCUUCUUCUUCUUCUUCUUCUUCUUCUGUUGAAGCGUGCGGCAGACUAACACAGCAGGGCGUGUUGAACCCCCUACAGGUCAGUUGAAGAGCUGCAUCGAUUCGCUUACAUCGUUGCGCCGUGUCCAUUGCGAUGAAGAAAGACAGAAUAAUUGCUACAUCAGCUGGCAAGGAGAAGCAGCAGGAGGUCUCAGCAGCAGUGAGAGACAAUGGACAGACACCUGCUGACUUCAGCAGUAUCUACAGCAAAGAUCUGCUCCCAGCUGCAGGAGGCGAGGAGAUGACCAGAGGGUUCCUGCAGGAGCUGGUUCACAUCCUGUUGACCUACAUCAGCAAGUCCAGUCAGAGGAGCUCCAAGGUCCUGGACUUCCACCACCCUCACCAGCUGAGGGAGGGGCUGGACGGCUUCAGCCUGGAGCUGCCCGACCAACCAGAGAAUCUGGAGCAGAUCCUGGUGGACUGUAGAGACACUCUCAAGUAUGGAGUCCGUACAGGUCAUCCCCGUUUCUUCAACCAGCUGUCUUCAGGUCUGGAUGUGAUUGGUGUAGCAGGAGAGUGGUUAACCUCGGCAGCCAACACCAACAUGUUCACAUAUGAGGUGUCUCCUGUUUUCAUCCUCAUGGAGGAGUUUCUGCUGAAGAAGAUGCAAAGCAUUGUGGGGUGGUCUGCGGAUGUGGGAGAUGGAAUUUUCUGUCCAGGAGGAACAAUAUCCAACCUGUACAGCAUCCUGGUGGCCAGAUACCACUUCUACCCCGAGGUGAAGACGAGAGGCAUGGGAGCCCUGCCCCGGCUGGCCCUCUUCACCUCAGAACAUAGUCACUAUUCAGUGAAGAAAUCUGCAGCCGUGCUGGGGAUGGGCAGCGAGAAUGUGUUCGUGGUGAAAUGUGAUGAAAGAGGGAAAAUGAUUCCUGCUGACCUCGAGUCUUCCAUUGUUGCAGCUAAAGAAAAGGGUUUGGUUCCAUUCUAUGUGAAUGCGACAGCAGGAACCACGGUGUACGGAGCCUUCGAUCCUCUCAACGCCAUCGCUGACAUCUGCCACAGACACACACUGUGGAUGCAUGUUGAUGCGGCGUGGGGUGGAGGCCUGCUGAUGUCAGACAGACACAGGAUGAAACUACAGGGCAUUGAACGAGCCUGGUCCGUCACCUGGAAUCCUCACAAGAUGAUGGGCGUCCCACUGCAGUGCUCUGCCAUACUGAUCAAGAAGAGGGGUCUCUUACAGGGGUGUAAUGAGAUUGGGGCCACUUACCUCUUCCAGACGGACAAACCCUACGAUGUGAACUACGACACCGGAGAUAAGAGCAUCCAGUGUGGCCGACAUCAGGACGUCUUCAAGCUUUGGCUCAUGUGGAAGGCAAAGGGGUCUGAGGGAUUUGGAUCUCAGGUCAACAAAUGCUUAGAGAAUGCAGAAUAUCUGUACGAUCAGCUGCAGAGCAGGACUGACUUUGAACUGGUCUUCAAACACAAACCGGAGCACAGUAACGUGUGUUUCUGGUACCUCCCCCCCAGCCUGAGGGGCCUGCAGCCUGGCUCUGACAGAGACAUGAGGCUCCAUCAGGUGGCUCCUCGGAUCAAAGGCAGGAUGAUGGAGAAGGGCUCUCUUCUGAUUGGCUAUCAGCCGUUGGGUGCCAAAGUCAACUUCUUCAGGUGUGUGUUCUCCAACCCAGCCACACAACAGGAGGACAUCGACUUCCUGCUGGAGGAGAUCGCCCAGUUGGGAGAGGACUUAUGACCUGUGAUGUGAUUAUUGGAUCUGCACUUCUCUCCGGUUUUCAUUUUGAAGGAAAUUAGUGCACCAUUGUUUUACUGUGCCAUUCACAUUGUAUCCAUACUUUCUAUAAGCCUUUCCAUUUUUGGUGUUCUUAUAGCUUUAAAGUGAGGAGAUUUGAAACUGUACACUAUUUAUUCAUGUUUUCCAUGGUUCUACAGGGUUAUCUGGUGUGAGGUUUUAGAGUCGUCUUAAUCAAGUUAAUGUAACUGAAAAUACAUGGAAUUGUUUGUCGUGAUACCCCUUGAGAUACUGCAUACCACAGGAGAAAGACACAGGCUUUGAAAAAGGUAAUUCUAUUAAAAAAAACACAAUCAUACAAUCUCACGGGUGGGAAAACUAAAAGACAGAAAGUGAAACUGUAGACACAAAGAGAAUAUUAUUUUCAAAAUAAAAAUUAUAAUUAACCACAAGCCUGUAAAUGUUUGAAUUUUAGUAUUUUGAUAUUAAUCAUAGUAAAGACUCACUUUCAUUCAUGUCAUGUGAUUGCUGGGCAGUCUUUGUAGGUAGUGGUGAUGAUGGCCAUGCACAUUUAUAAACCAGCAAAUAUUAAACAGCCAGUUAAUACAGUAUAUUAGUGUUGGGAUCAGUUUAAUCUCUGUGUUUUAUCACAAUCUAAUCUCACAAUAUUUCUUCUAAUUGUCUUUUUCUCCUAGAUUUAAGAAAAAAAAUGCAGAGGGGGAAUAAGUACUGCAUUCAAAGUUGAACUUAAGUAGAAGAACAAAAGUAUUAGCACCAACUUAUACUUUAAGUACCAAAAGCAAAGUACUCGUCGUGCAGUUUGGCACAAAUAAGAACCAUAUAGUUUAUUAUUCAUGUAUUAAUGUGUUCAUAAUUUAAUGUUGCACUUAAACGGUAAAAGUGGGGUUAAUGGUAAUGAUGUUACACACACUGGCUAUCUUAAUUUAUGAUAAUGUAUUAGCUAAUUUAUAUUUUGUAUUAUAAUCUAACCCUGCAAAGUAAAUAAUUACAUAUGUGAAAUAAAUGUAGUGAGUAAAACAUUUGCCUACAAAAUGUAGUGGAGUAUAAAGUAGUAGAAAAUUCUAAAGUACAGUACUCAUUGUAUAUUUUUGCAUAAUGACAAU
This is a messenger RNA of Trematomus bernacchii (emerald rockcod), 3276 nucleotides long. RefSeq lists its product as uncharacterized. NCBI's taxonomy places the organism in Eukaryota, Metazoa, Chordata, Actinopteri, Perciformes, Nototheniidae. Bases 557 to 2155 code for a protein of 532 amino acids. Gene Ontology annotation, molecular function: pyridoxal phosphate binding; carboxy-lyase activity. The record is from RefSeq and is a predicted model, not a curated record. Gene Ontology annotation, cellular component: cytoplasm. Gene Ontology annotation, biological process: carboxylic acid metabolic process. The transcript is spliced from 16 exons.